Messenger RNA from Cooperia oncophora, 387 nucleotides. Lineage: Eukaryota; Metazoa; Nematoda; Chromadorea; Rhabditida; Trichostrongylidae. The record is from the annotation of a GenBank genome assembly.
AUGGAAUUGCUCAUGUGUGGAUUGCAAAAGAUCGAUGUUAAAGACUGGAAGGCUCACACCGUUUACAAAGGCGGUUAUGGACCAAGUAGUCAAGUCAUUCAUAAUUUCUGGAAAUGCAUUCUUUCAUUCGACAACGAAAUGCGAGCUCGUGUGCUACAAUUCGUGUCGGGAACAUCACGGGUACCGAUGAAUGGAUUCCGAGAACUAUACGGUUCUAAUGGACCACAGAAGUUCACCAUUGAGAGAUGGGGUAGUUCGGACAUGCUACCCCGAGCUCAUACAUGUUUCAACCGGCUCGACCUUCCUCCAUAUCAGACGUUCUCCGAAUUGAAGCAAAAAUUGUGUACAGCCAUCGAGAACUCAGAGAUCUUCAGCGGUGUCGACUGA